Molecule: messenger RNA, 1512 nt
Organism: Meloidogyne enterolobii
Lineage: Eukaryota; Metazoa; Nematoda; Chromadorea; Rhabditida; Meloidogynidae
Source: the annotation of a GenBank genome assembly
AUGAUAAAGAGUAAAGAAUUUCCAAACAAAAUUUUAAAAUCUCCAAAUGGGGACGAUGUUUUGAUUGAAAUCCAAGGAAAGCUUUAUUCCCCUCAACAAAUAACUUCUUUUAUUUUAAUUAAAUUAAAAGAAAUGACAGAAAAUUAUUUAAAUAAAAAAGUUGGGGAUGCAAUAAUUACUGUUCCAAAUUAUUUUAAUUAUUCACAAAAACAAGCAUUGAAACAAGCUGGGGAGCUUGCUGGAAUGAAAAUUUUACGUUUUGUUUCUGAUUCUAUUGCUGCAGCAUUUGGUUAUGGAUUGGAUUGUUAUUUGAGAGGUGCUGUUUGCAAAUUAAAUGGAGGCUCUUUUGAAUUUUCUGUUUUGAAGCUGAGAUAUUUUGGUUAUGAAAUUGUGUCAAAUAAAUAUGAUACUUGCCUUUCUGGAGAGGCUUUUAAUAAUGUUAUUGAUUCUAUAGCAAUUCAACGUUUACGUGAAGCUGCUGAAAAAGCAAAAUGUGAACUUUCUAAUUCUACUCAAAUUGAAAUUAUUCUUCCAAAUAUUAUUGCUGAUACUAAUGGAGAACUUAAGCAUUUUCAAAUAAUAUUAACUCGUUCUAAAUUUGAACAACUAACUUUAAAUUUAACACAAAGAUUUGUGGAAAUGUGUCAACAAAUAAAAGAAGAAAUUAAACCGGAAGUAGAACAACGAUCUUUAGAUAGCGAACUUGUAUCACAGAAUCGUGAGGAGGAUUUACCUUCUACUGGUUUCGACAGGGUUUUACUUGUUGGAGGGAUGACUAGAAUUCCGAUGGUUUACAAAUUUCUUAUUUAUUUUUGUGUUUGUCGGUUGUUUUAUGGUGAUAUGUGGACAGAUAAAUCAAGUCUUCCACGGCGUUAUAUUGAGAAAAGUGAAAUAUUUAAUUCCCGACUUGAAGAAGGAGCACUUGCAAUUGGAGCUGUUUAUUCGGGUGUAUUUCUUGGUGAUAUAAGUUAUUUUGAUAACAGACGAACAUCUAAAAACGAAAUUAUUAAAAUGGCCUCUCAAAAAAUGUUUAUCGGAGAAAGAAAUAGAGAUGAAGAGGAUGCCGCUAAAUUAUUUUGGGAGGCUAUUGUAAUUUAUGUUAAGGAAUAUUAUUCUUCAUUACAUAUUGAUAUUCAAUCACGUAAUGCAAUAAAAGGAUUGGGUUAUUUCGCUUUAAGACAUACUGAUCGAGGAAUUCCUCAUGGCCACAGUGCAAUCUAUCUUUCUGAUGAUAUUCCUAAACGUGGAGCUUGCUGGGUCUUUGAAGGUGAACAUGAACGUCUGUGCAAAGCUGCUUUUAAUUUUUUCAAGAAUUUUUUGUUUAUUAACAAAAAGAAAGUUUGGUCUAAAUUAAAGCCUUAUGUAUUAGGAAAGAAAUUAGUAACGGAAGAAAAAGAAGAUUUGAUAAAUAAAGAUUUUCAAAAACUCAAAUUUAAAAGAAUAUCGACUCGAAAAAGAAAAGGUUUAGGAAAGCAAAAAUUGAAAAAAUAUUUUUUGUUUAAAGCAUAUUAA